Molecule: messenger RNA, 1596 nt
Organism: Punctularia strigosozonata HHB-11173 SS5
Lineage: Eukaryota; Fungi; Basidiomycota; Agaricomycetes; Corticiales; Punctulariaceae
Product: DNA polymerase epsilon subunit B
Exons: 10
Coding region: 1-1596 (531 amino acids)
Biological process (GO): DNA-templated DNA replication; error-prone translesion synthesis
Cellular component (GO): epsilon DNA polymerase complex
Molecular function (GO): DNA binding
Source: RefSeq, a predicted model, not a curated record
AUGGCAGACUCGCGUCAGAGGGCCAUCAUCAAGGUGUUUAGGAAGUACAGUCACUCCCUAGGUCCAGAAGUUCUCGAUUUUUUGGAGGAUGUCCUUGAUAAACACGAGAUCGCCGACGAGGAGGUUGAAUCAUCUAUGGACUUGGUCGCUAAGGAAUACAACAAACAAGACGAUGCCACAAUGAAAGUCUCCUUGGAGGUCCUACAACGAGUUUAUGAGGUGUUGCAGGGGAUGCGGCAAGGACAGAGCUCCUCUCAGGACGAGGAACCGCUCGAUCCGGAUGGGCAUCUACACUUCAUUGAUGCAUAUGAUAUGCCUCUGUGGCACUGGUCCAAUGAGCGUAGUACGUUCGACAGAUCGACCUCUGCGCAGACGAUAUCUGGUUCAGCGGACUCUAGGGUAUCAGCCAUGCGAGACAGACUCAACAUCAUACGCCAGACCGUGAUGCGCAACGAGCACUUCUCUCCAUCUACUCUACCUUCACGAGACCGAGAACACCUCUUAACACUGCGAUCGACGAAGCAGCUGCUCGGGCGUCCAGGCGAGCGAUUUUUGCUCCUCGGUAUGCUCGCGCACAACAAAGAAGGCAAACUCUGUCUCGAGGAUGCGGAUGGCUCGGUUGAACUGGACUUCUCUCAACUUGACCAACCCAGCGAAGGUUUGUUCACUGAAGGUAGCUUUGCCCUGGUUGAGGGUGACUACACGGACGAUGCCACGUUAAUUGUGAUCGCUAUUGGACACCCUCCCUGUGAGAGCCGGGAAACUGCUCGGUCUAUAUUCGGACACAUUGAUUUCCUAGGCAAGGGAGCAACAACGCUUCUUGAAGAUGCUCAAUAUGCUGUGCGAAUACAACGCGACCUUCCAGAUCUUAACUUCUUCUUUCUUUCCGACGUCUGGCUCGACCAUCCUACUACGUUGCGUGGUCUCCGGAAAAUGUUCGAUAAUUGCGUCGAAAGCAAUUUCGUUCCGAAGGUUAUCGUUCUUUGUGGAAACUUCUCUAGCAAGAGCAUAUCCCAAGGCAGCGCACAUGAUAUCCAGAAAUAUCAAGAGAACUUCGAGUCGCUUGCGGAUCUCAUACUCUCAUACCCUAUCCUCGCCAGAACCGCGCAUUUCGCCCUCAUUCCAGGACCACACGACAUGACCGCCAAUACCCUCCUGCCACGCCGCCCGCUGCUCUCGUCCUUUGUCUCGAAACUGCGCGACAAAGUGCCGAACAUACAUAUCGGGACCAACCCGUGUCGCAUCAAGUUCUACGGGCAAGAGAUUGUCAUAUAUAGGGAGGACAUUAUGGCGCGGAUGCUGAGAAACCUUGUCGGCGUCAAGCCUGACGUAAGAACGGAUGACCUCAAACGAUAUACCGUUCUUGACCAAAGUCAUUUGACGCCACUCACUGUCAACAUACAACCUACGCUGUCCGAGUUUGAUCACUCCCUACGGCUAUACCCUUUACCUACAGCGGUGGUCCUCGCGGACAAGUAUGAUAAUUUUCAGAUGACCUACGAAGGCUGUCAUGUCUUCAAUCCUGGGCGCUUUGUUGGCAAGUCCUUCUCGUUCUCGACAUAUGCGCCCGCCAGGCGAGAAUCUGAGUCUUGGUGA